Stegodyphus dumicola is the source of this 3588-nucleotide messenger RNA. RefSeq lists its product as uncharacterized. Lineage: Eukaryota; Metazoa; Arthropoda; Arachnida; Araneae; Eresidae. The record is from RefSeq and is a predicted model, not a curated record. Gene Ontology annotation, molecular function: metal ion binding; mRNA binding.
GGUCCCAGUGGCCUAACGGUUCGCACUCUGCAUCGGUUGAGAGCUGAGCAGUGUUGUGAAGCGACUUGCGGCGAAAAACGAAACAGAAUCUAAACUAUGGCCACUGUACUGAUCUCUUUCCUUGUAUAAUUAAUUGUUAUGUUUUCUAGAUAAUAUUCUCUGCUUUAAACAAAACGCAGAUUUAAAAAAGUCCUAUUAGAUGCUUAUUCUAUCAGAUAUAGAAGAACGAUUGCGACCUGCCGGUUGUUGAUCAACAAGUGGGUGUGAUUUCUGUGAUCCUGUGUGCUUUUACGUUAUAAUUCUCUUUACGGAUAGAACAUCAGCAUGACCCUGAUGUGCAUAGAUCGUUCUCAGUCGCCAACGCACAAGGGGAAUUUCCUGCAGGGUGGGAAAUCGUCAGUGACUAAUAUCAAUCAGAAUGCCAAUCACCAUCGAAGGAACUCUUGUAGCCCGCCGUUAUCCAAGACCCAGCAAGAUGUAUCUUCUGCUAUCAAAUCAUUGAGCAAUUUAGAUGCUAGAAAACUAGAAAGAAGUGCAAGUGAGCCUGCCGCGGAUAGGAGAGUGGUCCAGUCUAAUUCAAGCCGCUACAAGACCGAACUAUGCAGGCCUUUUGAGGAGAAUGGUACCUGCAAGUACGGUGACAAGUGCCAAUUUGCUCAUGGUGCAAAAGAGUUACGCAGCAUGGCGAGACAUCCAAAGUACAAAACAGAACUGUGUCGCACUUUUCAUAGCACAGGUUUAUGCCCGUAUGGCCCUAGAUGUCACUUCAUUCACAACAGCGAGGAGACUAAGAAGAGUCUGCUGACCAACUUGACCGGAAGCGUUUCUCCUACACCUCCGAUCACUAGGCCAAAAGCACUUACAAGUCUGGGGUCUGCUGGAGAUCUCUCUCCAGUGUCCAGCCAUGGUGGCACUCCUACUGGGAUGAAGAGUUUUGAGGAUUUGUAUCAUCAAAGUCCUUUGUCACCAGGUCUCAGCAAUGGCCUCUCGUUUACUCAGGAUUUUACAAACCUAGUGAAUAGCUUGAGAUUUAACGACUUUCCUGCGCGUGAAUAUAAUUCAGAUGUUUACGAUUCUUCUGUAAAUGUUUUUAACGAAGGUUUGAUGUCUGUGCCAGACGUCAGUGUUGAUAACUACAAUUUUCAUGGAAACCCUGUCUUCGAUUUGAUCCAGACUGCUGCCCCCCUAACCCCUAUCACUCCAAUUGACAGUAAUGCUUCUUUCUUUCGGCUUCCUAUUUUUGAUCUAAUUCAUAAUCAGUAAAAUGCACCAACGACUGGCUUGUAACACACUGGAGAGGGACAGCUGAUAAAAGUGAAUAGUCAUAACCAAAUACCCCAAUAUUUAUAUUAAAAUUAAAUUAAAGUUGUAUAAAUACUAAUACAGCUAAGUGCAGAGAAAACAAUAAUUUUCUUUUGAAAAUAGAAUGGUAACUAUUUUAAAGUAAUGGCGUGCUGUAAAAUAUUGACCUAAUUUUAUUUGAAAUCAGUUUGCUGUGUAAAUAUAAUCUAGUAAAGAAAUUUUGCUUUAUUUAUGCCAGUUUAAUCGUGUAAUAUCAUUGAACUCUGCUUCGUGAAAUCAUUAAUUUUGAUCUCAUAAUCUUCUCAGCGAUUAUUCACAAGCAGACUUUCAUUCUUACUAGUGAUUGAAUAAAGGUACAUCUCAUUAAUUCUGAUAAUACUAGAUUUACAUUUUAUCUCCUUUCGCAGCAAGCUUUGUAAAACCAAGCAGUGUAACCCUUUUUCUUGUGUUGCAAGAAGUGCGUAAGUGUAUUAUGGUGAAAGAAGUUAUUCUUUUAUACCAUGUUUAACAACUUCGGAUUUAUAAUAUUUAAAUUAUAUUGAAUACUGUAUGUUUAAGUAAUGUUUGAAGCUUCAUUUUUACCUUUUGUUACAGUUUUAUCUGGGCAAGAUUGAGGUAGUCACAUAUUUAUUUGAUUUGCAUUGUAAAGUAGAUCAUUAUAUAUAUAUAUAUAUAUAUAUAUAUAAAAUCUUUUAUUCUUGUGAAUGUGCUUGUCUACUGUUGUAAAUGAGAUAAUGCUUAGGUUCAGAUUUUUUCCUCAUUGGUGUAAUACUCUGUCGACAUGUCCUGAGUGACGAAAUAUCAUCUACAUACAUAAUUAAUAAAUUCAUUUUUAUUUGUGUAGUCAAUUCCUGGGAUGCUCUUAUCCAUGAGUGAAACUGAUUUUCUGGACUUGACUGUCCCAGCCGAAUAUGCUUUCACCUUAUCAUGUAUUUAAAUAUUUAUUUAUUUUAAACUAUACUUUAGGUAUCUAUAAAAAGAUUUUAAUGCUUAUAUUUAAACUUUUGAUGUUUUGUGAUCAUACUGUGUCUGUGGCAUAAAUCAAUGUCUGCAUUUAAUUUUUUUUUUUUUUUUUUUUUGUAGCAUUGAAAUCAUAACUUGCACAAACCGUAAGGGAAUUUUUACCAGUGAUAAUUUAUGUUAUUUAAUUUCCCUUUCUGUGUCUGUAAUUAUUUAAAAAAUCAUAUGAAACAAAAUAAGGCACUAGUUUUUUUUGCAAUAUGCUAACAUUCUGUUUGCUGUUUUGUAACAAAGAAUAAAUUUUACAUAUUUAUAAUUUAUACAUGUUUUGUAAUUUUUAAUUUGUUUUGUUAAUUCAUAUGUAAUAAAACAGUUUGCAUUUUAUGUACAGAAAGAGAGCAGGUCGUCGUUUAUAUGCACGAAUAUUACAAAAAAAUCUAAGCUAGUUUGUUGUUGCAUAUGUAAUCAAAGUUUGUUAGUUUAUACUGAUCUAAAACAUUCAUUGAACGUACUAAUAAUUUGCUAUUUUGCAUUAUGUAGACAUGUAAUCAUGUGCUUUUUCACUUCAAAGUAUGUAUCGAAAUACUGACUGUAAAUUUCUAUUUAUUUACCUGUGAUGGCCAUAUCAAUUGGAAUAUUUUUUUAUUUUGGUUUUGCUUUUAUAUUAGCAUUUUAUUGCAGCACAUUAAAAUAGAAUUGUUUUGCAAUAAUGUGGGGAAUAAUUUAAAUGUGUUAUUUAUUUUAAUCGGUUAUUUUAUUAUGAUAAUUUUUUUAUUAUUAUCCUGCAUGCAAAAUAUUAAGCAUGACUUCCUCAAGAGUUAAUAUUAUAAGGUUGUGUAGAAAUUUUAUGUUUAUACAUUAAUCGUAGCAAAGCUGUAAUGUGACAGAUAAGAUGUAAUAUGUUUCAACUUUAACUAGCAUUAAUUUUAUUUAUUUUUAUUUAUAUAUACUAUUGUUGUGAAAAAUCAGUAAUGUUAUGUAAUUGUAAUACAAAGUUUUAAUCAAUUACGAAUGGCUUCAGUGAUAAAAUAUGAUAGAAUAAAUCAUGCCUUAAAAAUGGUGCAAAGAAGAAAAAGUGCCUUUGAUUGGGUGGGACCAAUGUAUGUGUUCCUGUUAUUCUAAGUGUGACUUAGCAUUUUUUUAAAUGUAACAUUCCCAUAUGAUAUGCAGAGUGUAAUAUUAAAUCAUAUUUUUAUGCCCGUUUGCUACAAAUUCGAAUUAUUACAGUACACUUGUCCGUGUACUUCAGCACAAUAUAUAAAGAGUGGGCAUCUUUAUUGUGAAUAAGAUGUGAAUAAAAAUAAAAAAUAUAAAUUAUUAAAUUUA